This is a messenger RNA of Dermatophagoides pteronyssinus (European house dust mite), 1618 nucleotides long. RefSeq lists its product as uncharacterized. Lineage: Eukaryota; Metazoa; Arthropoda; Arachnida; Sarcoptiformes; Pyroglyphidae. The record is from RefSeq and is a predicted model, not a curated record. Gene Ontology annotation, cellular component: RNA polymerase I transcription regulator complex. Gene Ontology annotation, biological process: transcription by RNA polymerase I.
AUGAUCGCAACAACAACAAAACAUCGAAAGAAAAAGAGAUCCAACGAUAUUGAUGAUGACGAUGAAGAUGGUGAAGACAAUGAUGAUGAUGAAGAUGAUAACAAUGAUGGAGAAAAUAAUCGAAAACGAUAUGAACCAAAAUGGUGUUCAAGUGAUAUUUUAGUACAUAUUUUAAAUCGUAAAGAAUUAUUACUGCAAUUACAAUGUAAUCUAUUUUGUGGUCAUAAAUGGUCAUCAUUUAUACAAUUAUCCGAUGCAUUAAUUACUGAUCGUCGUUUGCCAUGUAAUUUAAUAAUGCGUAAUUUUCUAUUUAUUUUAUUCAAAUCCAAACCAAAUCUGCUUGAUAAUUCGGAACGAUUUGAUAGUGCAUAUAAAUUCGUAUGGAAUUUAUUAUUUCUGAUGAUUGAUCGUUAUGAAACAAUGAUUGAAUUGAUAAAUUAUUUCAUUUGGGUUGGUUAUUAUCAUCAACAACCAUCAUUGUUGGCUAAAGGUAAAUCAAUGAUAUUGGAUUUAAAUCAAGAAAUUGAACGUCGUUAUAGACGUGGCCAAAAAAAACAACAAUUUUCUAAAUCAUUUCAUAUGUUGGAAAUUGUAUUUCGGAUUUAUAUGGAAUAUUUUGAUCUGAUUGAUUGGAAAUUGAAUGGACAAACAACAUCAUCAGCUAUACGUUUAGAUAAAUUAAAAACAAAUUUUAAUGAUUUAAUUGAACAUUUUGCGGUGGAACCAUUACCUGAAUUAAAUCUGGAUAUUGUACCAUUAAUAAUGUUGGAAUUAUUUUUUAUUGAAGAAAAUCGCCAAAACGGAAAUAAUCAUUAUCAUGAUGAAGCAUUGGAAAUGUUAACAAAAUAUUCAAAAACAUUUCCCGAUAAUCUUAAUGGCCAUGUUUAUUUAUAUGAAUUUUUAAAAAGAUUUAAAAAACAUUUUAAUCAUUCGCUUGACGAUAAUUCACGAUCAAUACAAAUUGAAUGUCUUCGAAAUAUUGAAAGAUUAUGUCCUGAUUCAAAAUAUGUUUUACGUUUAGCACAACAGAUUGUUGAUGAUGAACCAAUCGAAUGUUUAGAAAUGAUAACAAAUUUUCUUGAUUAUCAUUCCAAUUCAAAUUCAUUAAAAGCAUGGAAAAUUUUACAUCGAAUAUUGAUACAUAUUUUCAAUAGAAAAUCAACAAUAACAACCACCGAUAUAGAUGAUGAUAUUCUAUUACAGAUACGAAAAUUUUUAUUUAUAAAAUUAAAAUAUUGGCAGCAUAUUCAUUUUCGUCUGGAUCAACUUAAUAGUUUUCUUUCGGAAUGGCAACGAAAUAAUUUGAUUGGUACAGAACAAUUGGAAUCAACAAAUAAUGAUGAUGAUAUUCGUUCAGUUGCUUCAACAACAUUUCGUUCAAUUAUUUCGACAACAUCAACAUUUCAAUCUGCUGAUUCGUCUACGAUUCAAUCAUCAUCAUCUUCAUUGAUAAAUAAACGUGAUCUUUAUAAAUAUAAAGGAAAAAUUAUUGCCGAAAUUCAUCGUAAAUUUCCCGAUUUAAUUAAUUGUGAUUAUACACAUUUGAUUUAUUUAAAAAUUAAAACACAAAAUCUUUGAAAUAAAAAAAAACAAAAAUAAAAAUUUUUUAAAUUCAUAA